Molecule: messenger RNA, 699 nt
Organism: Pieris macdunnoughi
Lineage: Eukaryota; Metazoa; Arthropoda; Insecta; Lepidoptera; Pieridae
Source: the annotation of a GenBank genome assembly
AUGAAGAAAAGGCUCGGGCGCACAAUCAACGCGCGCGCAUUUGGACAGGGGUUAAAAAUAAUUCCCGAAGAUGAGGAAGAGUACCGUGUGGUACAACGGUACCUCGGGGAGUUGGAAAGUAGCGGCGUCAACGUCGUUUACUAUUCCUACUCCCUUCCAGCUGAAAGGCAGCUGAAGGUGGCAGUGCGGGGCGUUCCGGCGGACACGGAGCCCGAGGCCAUCAUGGCAGAGCUGCGCGACCUCGGGUUUGAGCCGGAACACGCUCAGCCCAUACGCGCCAGGAAGGGUAGACCGGGGUGCAUCUUCUUGGUCAUUUUGCGCCGCACCCCCGACCUCACCCCCGCUAUAUACAACGUCAAGGAGUUGCUGUGUAUACCGGGGGUCACAAUCGAGUCCUGGCGGGGCAAAAGGGGCCCCGCCCAAUGUCACCGGUGCCAAGGGUACAGGCACUCCUCGCACCAAUGCAACCGGGCCUUAGCCUGUGUGAAGUGCGGGGAGGGACACCGCACCGCAGAUUGCCCCCUGCCAAAGGGGGCAACGCCGAAGUGCGCCAACUGCAAGGGGGCGCACCCGGCGAACCAUAGCACGUGCCCUGUGCUAAAGGAGGAGGCGCGUAAUAAGCGCGCAGGCACAGUGGCACACACCACACGGGGCAUGGGAAACUCCAACGCGCUCUGGACCUCCUGCCAGAGUGGCUAG